This is a messenger RNA of Scedosporium apiospermum, 1116 nucleotides long. RefSeq lists its product as uncharacterized. The record is from RefSeq and is a predicted model, not a curated record. The coding region runs from base 1 to 1116 and encodes 371 amino acids. NCBI's taxonomy places the organism in Eukaryota, Fungi, Ascomycota, Sordariomycetes, Microascales, Microascaceae. The transcript has 3 exons.
AUGUCCCAAUCCAACUCCAUUGUCCAGUUACCCGAAGGUCGAGAGACUAUCGUGGUCAAGGUCAUCAACCCCGUGAACUUUGGCCCGGCGAUCCUGGAGCGAUUCAUGGCGCCUCCGGUUCCUGGCCUCGAAACGUUCAAAGACUCACCCUCUUUUUCAUUCCUCUUAGAGCACCCUUCGGGACGAAAGUUGGUGUUUGACUUGGGCAUUCGCAAGGAUUACAGCAACUACGCGCCUUCAAUCGUGGAAUACUUGCCGACGACCAACUACGAUAUCCAAGUUACCAAGAAUGUGGCUGAUAUUCUCGCCGAGAAUGGAAUACCUGCCAAGGACAUCGAGGCAGUCAUAUGGAGGCAACUAACGCGCCUGGGUAGUCACUGGCAUUGGGACCAUAUCGGAGAUCCCUCCACAUUUCCUGCAUCUACCGACCUAGUGGUUGGCCCCGGAUUUAAGGACGCCAUGCUUCCCGGGGCCCCGACAAACCCCAGAUCUCCAAUAAAGGAGGCCGACUACGCAGACCGAAACCUUCGUGAGAUUACCUUUGAAGGUCUGGGUACAAGCCAGAUCGGUCAGUUCCGCGCCUUCGACUACUUCGGCGACGGUUCGUUCUACCUUCUGGAUAGCCCCGGCCACGCCUUGGGACAUCUAUGCGGCCUUGCACGAACCACAAAGGGCCCGGGACCAGACACGUUUGUCCUUCUUGGAGGAGACGUCUGCCACUAUGCCGGCAUCCUGAGGCCGUCCAAGCACCUCCCUGUGCCGGACUGCAUCACACCCCACCCAUGCCAUCACCCCAACAGCGGAAUCUCCCUAUGCCCAGGUGGAGCGUGGGAGGAACUCCAGAGAUCUCGUGGUAGGGAAUCCACGGAUACUCUCUACGACAUCACAUUUGGACACGAUAUUCCGCUGGCCACGAAGACAGUGGGUCAUCUCCAGGAGUUUGACUGCAAUGAGAAUGUGUUCGUGAUUAUUGCGCACGACUCUACUGUGAGGGAUGGAGUGCCGCAUUUCCCCGAGAGCAUAAAUGACUGGAAGGAGAAGGGAUUUGGCAAGGGGCUGAAGUGGGCGUUCUUUCGAGACCUGAAGAACUACUGGACCUCGAAGGGACUAAACUAG